GCAACUCGGGGAAGAGGUUUUAAACUUCACCGACUGAGAAAGCUGUGCAUUGUUGUCCCCUCUGUCUUUCAGGGUUUGUUCAAUAAGUUUCUGCCGUUUACCGGAGGAGCCGUUGUAGCGGAAAGGAAGCCAAGAUGAUGUGCCCAUGGCAAUUUCUAAUGAAACCCAAGUACAAGGGAAAGUAUGAGACCGGUGCCACGACGGAUCUUAACAACAACGAGGAAAAAAGCCUCAGCAAUGGGUUCAUCCACGAUUUGAAGGACAAGUCUCCCCCUGAGCAGCAUGACAUCAAAGAGAUCACAACGGCCGGGCGCUGUCCUUACGCACCCAAGUUUGUGAGAUUGUACAACAUGGAAAAUGGAGCGAUGCUGCAGGAUACUCUCCACCAGAAGGCUGUAUCGAAAAUGCCGUGCCAGUCGAACGCAUGCAGAGGGUCUCUCAUGACCCCGAAAGCAAUGACUCGAGGACCUCGCGAUAAACCUGUCUCUCCUGAGGAGCUCCUGCCGCAAGCUUUGGAGUUCGUUAACCAGUACUACCAAUCCUUCAAAAGCCCCAGAACCGAAGAGCAUCUGGCGCGCAUUGAGCAGGUGACACAAAGCAUCACCGACACGGGCACCUACGAUCUGACCAUGGACGAGCUGGUAUUCGCCUGCAAGCAAGCUUGGCGGAACGCUCCUCGGUGCAUCGGCCGUAUCCAGUGGAACAAUCUUCAGGUGUUUGACGCCCGCAAGUGCACCACCGCGAAGGAGAUGUUCGAGCACAUGCGCCGGCAUUACGAGUACGCGACCAACGAUGGCAACUUGAGAUCGACCAUCACCGUCUUCCCUCAGAGGGGCGAUGGAAAGCACGACUUCAGGAUAUGGAACAGCCAGUUAAUCAAAUACGCCGGGUAUCAGAUGCCAGAUGGCACCAUCAUUGGCGAUCCGGCUGGAGUUAAUUUCACAGAGGUGUGCAUAAAACUGGGCUGGACACCUCGCUACGGUCGCUUUGAUGUGCUUCCAUUAGUGUUACAGGCCAAUGGUCAAGAUCCCGAAAUCUUCGAAAUUCCACCAGAAAUGGUUCUUGAAGUGGAGCUCGAGCAUCCAACAUAUGAGUGGUUUAAGGACCUAAACCUCAAAUGGUAUGCUCUUCCUGCCGUGGCCAACAUGUUGCUUGAAGUUGGAGGACUGGAGUUUCCCGGAUGCCCUUUUAACGGCUGGUACAUGAGUUCCGAGAUUGGUGUUCGCGACCUCUGUGAUGUUCAGCGCUACAACGUGUUGGAGGAGGUGGGGAAGAAAAUGGGAUUGGAGGUAAAUAAGUUAUCAUCUCUGUGGAAGGACAAGGCUGUGGUGGAGAUUAACGUCGCUGUGCUCCACAGUUUCCAGAAAAAGAAUGUCACCAUCAUGGACCACCACACUGCCUCCCAGUCCUUCAUGAAACAUUUGGAGAACGAGUUCCGGCUAAGAGGAGGUUGCCCUGGAGACUGGGUCUGGCUGGUGCCACCAAUGUCCGGAAGCAUCACGCAGGUGUUCCACCAGGAGAUCCUGAAUUACAUCCUCAGUCCUUUCUUCUAUUAUCAGAUUGAUGCUUGGAAAACACACGAGUGGAAAGAUGAGAGACUGAAACCAAAGAAGAAUGAGAUCAAAUUCAAACAUUUAGCAACGGCGGCACUAUUCUCUUCUGUUCUGAUGAAGAAGACCAUGGCCAAGAGAACAAAAGCAACAAUUCUCUACGCCACCGAAACGGGAAAAUCUGAAACCUUUGCCAAACGGCUGUCCACACUGUUCAACGGUGCUUUCAAUGCCAAGGUUGUCUGCAUGGAUGACUACGAUAUGAAUGAUCUAGGCAAGGAGUCUCUGGUCUUGGUGGUCACCAGCACCUUUGGAAAUGGAGAUUCACCUGGAAAUGGAGAGAUAUUUAAGAAAGCCUUGUUCACCAAGAAGCUGUUGAAAGCAUACAAAUUCAGGUACUCCAUCUUUGGCCUAGGUUCUCGCAUGUACCCACAGUUCUGUGCUUUCGCCCACACACUUGAUAAGAAGCUGGAACAACUCGGGGCCAUCCGCUUGACAUCGACAGGAGAAGGAGAUGAGCUUGGCGGCCAAGAGGAGUCCUUUGUGGAUUGGGCCAUUAGCACGUUCAAGAUGGCAUGCAAAGUCUUCAAUGUGCGGGGUAAGGUGGAGCUUGGGCAGUUCAAGGAGGCCGCUAAAAGCAGCGUGUGGGACCCCAGCCGCUACCGAUUCGUAAUGGAGUCCAGCUCACUGGAUCUAUGUUCAGUUAUCUCCAAAAUGCAAGGGAAGAAAAUUCUGCCGAUGAAGUUAAAAUCAAGGAAGAACCUUCAGAGCUCAGAAUCCAGCCGUUCUACCAUCCUGGUUGAGCUGACGUGCGAGGAUCCCAAUAACCUGCAGUACCUGCCCGGGGAGCAUGUUGGAGUUUUCCCUCGCAAUCAGGAGGCCCUCGUCAGCAACCUGAUGAAGAGGCUGAAGGAGAUGCCAACUCCACAUCAGUGUGUCCAAGUGGAGGUCAAUAAUGGCAACAGUGCCAAAGACUGGAAAGCUGAUGAAAGGAUCCCAGCGUGCACUCUCGAAGAGGCAUUUACCCAUUUCUUGGACAUCACCAGUCCACCUUCUCAACACCUCCUAAAGAAGUUUGCCCAGCUGGCGAAAGACGAAUCGGAGAAGAAUCGAAUACUGGAACUGAGUCAGAAUUCCCAGGAGUAUGACAAAUGGAGGUCCUUCUACAGCCCCAACAUCCUCGAAUUCUUAGAGGAAUUUCAGUCCAUCCAUUGCCCUGCCAUGUUCCUCUUCACUCAGUUAAUGUUGCUGAAGCCCAGAUAUUACUCCAUCAGUUCUUCAUUAGAUAUGAACCCAGGAGAGGUCCACCUGACUGUUGCGGUUGUGAACUACAAGACUAGAGAUGGACAGGGCCCUAUGCAUCAUGGUGUCUGCAGUACCUGGCUCAACAACGUCAAGAAAGAUGAUGUGAUCCCAUGUUAUGUGCGAAGCACUGCGGGAUUCCAUCUUCCAAAGAACCAGUCGAAGCCCUGUAUACUGGUGGGCCCAGGAACGGGAAUCGCUCCCUUCAGAAGCUUCUGGCAGCAGCGGCAGCAUGACUUCGAGAAAAAAGGAAUCAAAGGCGGAUCCAUGACUUUGGUGUUUGGAUGCAGAGAGUCACAAAAGGAUCACAUUUAUAAGGAGGAAACGCUGGAGCUUAAGGCCAAAGGCAUCCUGGAAGGUGUUUACACAGCUUUCUCCAGGGAGCCGGGUAUGAAAAAGACUUACGUGCAAGAUAUUCUUCGGGAAAAGCUGGCAGCUGAAGUCUACAGGGUACUGCACGAAGAGAAGGGCGAUAUCUACAUCUGCGGCGAGAUCAAGAUGGCACAGGAUGUCACCGACACCCUGAAGGCCAUCGUCGCCCAGCAGGGAAACAUGGACAUCGAGGAUGCUGAUGUAUUCCUCACAGAGUUGAAGAACCAGAAGCGUUAUCACGAAGACAUCUUUGGGGCAACGUUUCAGAAAUGAUGACACAAUGGCACAACUGACGCCAGAGACGAGUCUGUCACAAACAUUAUCAAUGAGGGAAAAGACUCGAUGACAGUGGAGGUUCUUCGUGCUGCUUUUUUGUACUCCAGAUGUCUGCUUGCUACUCUAAGGACCAAAAAGGACCUCGUUUCCACUGUGAUACAUAGCCUUCAACUUCACACCCACAUCUACAAGCAUAAGUGGAAAUCAAAAGAGAUUCAAAACAGUCCUUUGCACUUAAAUAUGAAACUUGUUGCAAUCUUCUUUAAUAACUGAACAGUUAAAUAGGACAAAGGUCGAAAUGGAGAUUUUUCAUGCACUUUAUUAAAACCCCUAUGCAACUUCAUUCUAUGUUGGAUGUAAAUAGCAGCUGGCUGCUGAGUGUAAUAAUUGAUGUAUAGCAGUAAAUUAUCAAUUUUAAUAAAGCACU
Molecule: messenger RNA, 3927 nt
Organism: Mobula hypostoma (lesser devil ray)
Lineage: Eukaryota; Metazoa; Chordata; Chondrichthyes; Myliobatiformes; Myliobatidae
Product: nitric oxide synthase, inducible-like
Exons: 26
Coding region: 135-3497 (1120 amino acids)
Biological process (GO): nitric oxide biosynthetic process
Molecular function (GO): heme binding; flavin adenine dinucleotide binding; NADP binding
Source: RefSeq, a predicted model, not a curated record